AUGUACACGUACGACUUUGUGGUGGUUCAUUUGUUGGAGUGCUCCCCCGCGGGAUUGAGGCCCUCCAAGACAUGUGCAUGUAAACUUGGAUACCUAUUGGUUGUUGAUCAGGUGGCUGUCGAUCUGUUCGACGAGCUUGGCAAUUGGCUUGCAAACGUUUCGCCACCAUACGAGGAGACAUCAUCAUUGUGCGUAGCGGUGGGUUACGCACAACGCUACGCACAACUACGCACUGAUGAUGUCACCUCGAUUGGUGAUGAAACGUUUGCAACCAAAUUGCCCAGCUCAGCGAACAAGCCAACGACCACGGUUUCUUCAGUUUAA
Opisthorchis viverrini is the source of this 324-nucleotide messenger RNA. RefSeq lists its product as hypothetical. Lineage: Eukaryota; Metazoa; Platyhelminthes; Trematoda; Opisthorchiida; Opisthorchiidae. The transcript has 3 exons. The record is from RefSeq and is a predicted model, not a curated record. The coding region runs from base 1 to 324 and encodes 107 amino acids.